GCGACUCGUGCUUCUCUUUUUUCCUGUCUGGCUGGAAAGAUGGCGUCCCGCAAGGAAGGCACCGGCUCUACCGCCACCUCGUCGGGUUCCACCACCGGCGCGGUAGGGAAAGGCAAAGGAAAGGGCGGCUCUGGAGAUUCGGCCGUGAAGCAAGUGCAGAUAGAUGGCUUGGUGGUAUUAAAGAUAAUCAAACAUUAUCAAGAAGAAGGACAAGGAACUGAGGUUGUCCAAGGAGUGCUUUUGGGCCUGGUUGUAGAAGACAGGCUUGAAAUUACCAAUUGCUUUCCAUUCCCCCAGCAUACAGAGGAUGAUGCUGACUUUGACGAAGUCCAAUAUCAGAUGGAAAUGAUGAGGAGCCUUCGCCAUGUAAACAUUGAUCAUCUCCACGUGGGCUGGUACCAGUCCACGUACUAUGGCUCCUUCGUCACUCGAGCACUUCUGGAUUCUCAGUUCAGUUACCAACAUGCUAUUGAAGAAUCUGUCGUUCUCAUUUACGAUCCCAUAAAAACUGCCCAAGGGUCUCUCUCGCUAAAGGCAUACAGAUUGACUCCCAAACUGAUGGAAGUUUGUAAAGAGAAGGAUUUUUCCCCUGAAGCACUGAAAAAGGCAAAUAUCACCUUUGAGCACAUGUUUGAAGAAGUGCCUAUUGUAAUUAAAAAUUCACAUCUGAUCAAUGUCCUAAUGUGGGAGCUUGAGAAGAAGUCAGCUGUAGCUGAUAAACAUGAAUUGCUCAGUCUUGCUAGCAG
Messenger RNA from Castor canadensis (American beaver), 746 nucleotides. RefSeq names its product eukaryotic translation initiation factor 3 subunit H (gene Eif3h). Lineage: Eukaryota; Metazoa; Chordata; Mammalia; Rodentia; Castoridae. Gene Ontology annotation, cellular component: eukaryotic translation initiation factor 3 complex; cytoplasm. The record is from RefSeq and is a predicted model, not a curated record. Gene Ontology annotation, molecular function: metallopeptidase activity; translation initiation factor activity; protein binding.